CCUCCAAGCCAUGGAAGCUGUUUCCUUGGCUUCCUCCUCCUCCAAUUCUUCCCGUUCUCUUCUACGAACCCUAGUCUUCCAAUGUCCCCAGAGGCUCAGGUUAACUCACUGGUGGUCGCUUCCCUCUAAUGGAUUCUCUUAUCAGGAGAAGCUUUCCACCGAGAGGGGAAGGCUGGUGGUCGCAGGGGCUAAGAAGAGAAAAGAGAAGCCCGAUUCCCACAGCUUCGUUCCUAAGCCGGACGAGGCCACCGGGCCGUUCCCUGAAGCCAUCCUUCUUCAAAAGAAAACAAUAAAGGAAGAUGGUAGAGUUUUACCUGAAUUUGCAGAUGCUGAAGAAGAAAAGCUCUAUGAGUUUCUCAAGCUUCAGCUAGAGAGUGAUUUAAACGUUGAAAGAGUGCGUCAUUAUGAGGUGGUUUAUUUAAUUCAUGAAGAUCAUGUGGAUGAGGUUGAAAGUGUCAUAUCAAAAGUGCAAGAUUUUAUCAGGGAGAGAAAAGGAAGGAUUUGGAGGCUGAACAAUUGGGGCCUUAGGCGACUUGCUUAUAAAAUAAGGAAAGCAAAGAAUGCCAACUAUAUUUUGAUGAACUUUGAGCUAGAAGCCAAAUUAAUCAAUGACUUCAAGAGCAUGCUGGACAAAGAUGAACGGAUCAUUCGGCAUCUUGUGAUCAAGCGUGAUGAGGCAAUCACAGAGGACUGUCCUCCCCCACCGGAGUACCACACCAUACGUGCUCAACAGGGCAUGCUGGAUGAGGAAUAUGAAGAUGAUGAGUUUGAUGGUGAAGGUGAAGACUGGGAUGAUGAGGGUGAGUUGGAAGUAGCUGGUGAUGCUGACAGUGAUGAUGUUGAUGAGGGUGAUAAUAUUAUUAUUGUUGGCAAGGAUGACAAGGAUGAUAGAAAUGAUGGUGUGAGUAGAAAAGCGAAAACAUUAAAGGCUGAGAAGAUAGCUCGGUAGUCCAUUUAUCUUAGUGUAUUGCUGCUCUUGUUCAGUUUUCUUCUGUGAUAAAGUUUUUGUACGUUUGAACCAGAUGACUAGAAAUACAUGCAUCAAUGUGCAUCACCAAAUGGUUGGAAUAAGAAGUAUUUACAGUAUUUGAUCCAAGAUACAAAUAUGGGUAAUAUUGUUAUUUAAACAAGGUGUGGGUUGUCUUAAAUGCUUUAGCUAAUCUAUAUAGCUUAUAUUAAA
Messenger RNA from Elaeis guineensis (African oil palm), 1180 nucleotides. RefSeq names its product protein REGULATOR OF FATTY ACID COMPOSITION 3, chloroplastic. Gene Ontology annotation, cellular component: ribosome; small ribosomal subunit. Gene Ontology annotation, biological process: translation. NCBI's taxonomy places the organism in Eukaryota, Viridiplantae, Streptophyta, Magnoliopsida, Arecales, Arecaceae. Gene Ontology annotation, molecular function: small ribosomal subunit rRNA binding; structural constituent of ribosome. The record is from RefSeq and is a predicted model, not a curated record.